AACCGGCCCAGCCAACGUUGGGUCUGCAUAACCCUAACCUAGAAGUGUCAUUUCUCCUUCGGCGGCCGCCGCCUGUUGUUCCCCUUCCGUGUUCAUCGUCCGUCUCCAACUGAUCCGCCCGGCGAUCGUCAGAUCCAUCUGAGAAAAUCCGCUCCAGUUAAAUCCAAUCCAGAUGGAGCUAGCUAGGAUGGAUCCACCCGGCGUCGAGCUCCCCAAGAGCUGCCUCCUCGCUAUCAAGCCUGUGGUCGCCGAUUCCACCAACGCCACCUACCAGACGGAGCACCCGGAUGACUCUCGCGCGAUCUCCAUUCAGGUCAGCUUGUUCGUCCAUCCUUUUCAGAUGGGAAGAUUCACAACACUGUUCUACAGCACCAUCUCUAGCCAUCUCAAUAUAAGUGCUGCAGCUUCAGGUGCAAAGGGAGACCUGGAAUGGCUAGGAACGCACCGUGAACAGCAAGGCGGCGUGGGAGCUUAUGAUGCGGAUGACAAGGAGCUGGAACAUGUGAAGCCGUGUCUGAUUUAGUUUAACACUGAUGAAUGCCUACAUCGAUUUGCAUUGUGUUUGUCAAAGUUUGAUUGUGAGAGUUUUAUUAACAUAUUGGUGUGCACCGAUCCAGGAUUGUUGUUAUAUGGAAGAAAAACCACCGACAUUGUGUUUGUCCAUUUUUUAUGUAUUAAGAGGUUUCAGUA
Messenger RNA from Triticum aestivum (bread wheat), 690 nucleotides. RefSeq lists its product as uncharacterized. Lineage: Eukaryota; Viridiplantae; Streptophyta; Magnoliopsida; Poales; Poaceae. Bases 173 to 523 code for a protein of 116 amino acids. The record is from RefSeq and is a predicted model, not a curated record. The transcript is spliced from 2 exons.